AUAAUCUAAUCAAAGCUAUCUUGUCAGUAACGAAGAAUUACCACAUUACUCCAACUCUUGACAGUCUUAGCUGCAGACGAUGUAUUAUUGUGGGAAAUGGUGGCAUUCUAGCAAACAAAUCUCUGGGCUUGAAAAUUGAUGACUAUGACAUUGUUAUCAGGCUGAAUUCUGCUCCAGUGAAAGGCUUUGAAAAAGAUGUUGGUGGCAAGACAACAAUGCGGAUAACAUAUCCGGAAGGGGCUAUCCAGAAAUCGGAGCAGUAUGAGAAGGAUUCCCUGUUUGUACUGGCAGGAUUCAAGUGGCAGGAUUUCAAGUGGCUGAAGUACAUUGUUUAUAAGGAAAAAGUGAGUGCUUCUGAUGGCUUCUGGAAGUCUGUGGCAACCCAUGUUCCAAGAGAGCCCCAUGAGAUCCGAAUCCUGAAUCCAUAUUUUAUACAGGAGGCAGCCUUCAGCUUUAUUGGCCUUCCUUUCAACAAUGGCCUGAUGGGCAGAGGGAAUAUUCCUACUCUGGGAAGUGUAGCAAUUACCAUGGUGCUCCAUAAUUGUGAUGAAGUAGCUGUGGCUGGAUUUGGUUAUGACAUGAACUCUCCCAAUGCACCACUACAUUACUAUGAGAACAUCAAGAUGUCUGCCAUCAAAGAGUCCUGGACACACAACAUCCAGCGAGAGAAGGAAUUCCUACGGAAACUGGUAAAAGCUCGAGUAAUCACAGACCUCACCAGUGGAAUCUGAAGAAAAAGCUCAGCAACUGUGCUGGAGAGCAUAGCCAGGUGUAUCCAGCUAAGGACAAGGGCAGCAAGAGGUGUUUAGCAAGAGUCACAGCUUCUAAAAGAUGCCCUUGGAUCCUCUCCCUGGCUUGCUUUGUCUGCCUAAGCCAGGGCCAGCAGGGGAACAGCAGCUCUUGGUUUAAGCGGGCCGGGCCCUCAUUUGGAACUGCCGGAAGAUGUUUUGCUGGAGAUAAAACAUCAGAGGAGAGAAGAAAAAUCGGCUUGUGAAACAAAACAAAUUUGUGCCAAGUGGAAACAGGAGCCAGGCCAGAGGCCACAGUGUUUGAAUGUAUAAGGCAUUAUUUUUUUAAUAUCAAAAAACAAAAAAAUACAAUAAAUAUAUCAAUGCGCACAGUGGAGCCUAGCCUUUCAACAAGCCUGGUGGGAUGCUUUCAUUAGUACUGCAUUUAGCCUGACCUUGGGCCAGCUAUGGCCCCUCUGCAGGGUCUCAGUUCAUCCAAGGUUUGUCUAUUGUUGGUGCUGCUAUAACGUCAAAGUAUUGUGAUCUCUCUUUGCUCUAGAUGGAGCAAAUUAAAGUUCUGUUAGAUCUUCAGACUCCCUGCUCCUCGGGGGGCCUCUACUGCUGCCACUGUUCAUCUGGCUGUAUUUUUAGACUAUUCAUGAAGCUCAUCUCAUUAUGUUGGAAGAACUUCACCUGCUUUGCAGGUUCAUCACAGAUUCUGCUGGCAGAUAACCCAGUAUUUGUUUUCACUAGCAUCCAUAUCAUGCUUCUGAAUAGCAUGACACUUUUUCUGUUCUUGUUUCUUUGGAGAAGGAAUAACUUAUUUUUGGAAAAGGGCCAAACCAUCCUAAAAUAUGAAGAUUUAUCAGUGUUUAUGCUGCCAGAGAUUUUUCAUUCAUUCUACUAUACUUAGUUUAUGAAAAUAAUGCCUUGCUUGUGUGUAGAUUUUUCUGUAUGCUGUGAUAAGAGAUGACAUCUUCCUUAUUUUUCAGCUUCCAUAUAUCUGGUUUUGUUUUGUUUUGUUUUUCUCCCCAGAUGGUUUCUACUUCCCUCUGUAUUCUUUUAAAAUUAUAGCAGGGGCUCUUUGUUACAUCUCUGCACUAUCUUUUCAGAUGCAGUAUUUGCACAAGUAUGUAUUAUCUGUAUUGGUAAGAUUCAAAAUAUGAGUAUGAGAUCCAGCAGUGAAUUUAAAUUAAUUAACAUACCUUUCCUUAUAUGGAGAGGAUGUAAGAAUCUGGCAAAUCUUCUCAUGAAGAAUUCUCAUCCUGUGUAGGUCAAGGGCACAGCUUGCAUUCAGUAGUGUGAAUAUGCAUUUUGCUUGCUCAGUGCCCUAAAAUAAAAGGUUCUUAACAGGACACUGGGUAUUUUGCCAAAUAAGCAAAGUUGAGGCAGUAGCUCAACUAUUCCCAUAAUUAUUUUUAGAAAUGGUCAGAAACUGAAAAAGUGCAACUCUAUAAUAAUGCAAAGAGUGAUGUAAAAGAUCCUGCACAAUCACUUUAGUAAUAAGUCUUUUCCAAAGACUACAAUAUUAGCCUGUCUGAGUAGCCUGGCAAAUAUUUCACCAAAAUGUGUAGUUUUCAUUGUGUACAUACCAAACUAUGCCCACUUGAAUGGUGGAGGAUGGAUGACUGCUUUAUUUAUUGGCCUUCAUAAUCUUGACAGGCCCUUCCUAACCAAGAGUAUUUUAGUUGUCUAGGUAUCGCCUUAGAAUCAGCCUUUCUAAACAAUGUAUGCAAUUUACUGUCCCAAGGAGUUAUGAUGGUAACUGAUGGCUUUAAAAUUAAAUAAAAUAAAUUCCGGAAGGAUAAGGCAAAUUAUUUUGAUUAUAUGGAACUUCCUGAUUCAGAGGAGAGAUACUUAAAAAUAUCAAAAGCUGAAAAGCAAUGACAUUAUUUAUUACUAUUAUUAUGCCAUGCAUGUAGGUCUCUUAGAACAACUGGCUGAUUAUUGAGGGACACAUCGUACUGGUCUAGUUGUGCUUUUGAUCUAAUUUGAUAGAGCUUUUCUUAUCUCCUCAAUCUUAUGAAUGCAGGUGAAUAUCUUUAAACUUCUCUGUUCUCUAUUUAUGUGCCGUGCACAUGUUCUUCUGAAGGAGGAUAAGCAUAGAAAUAUCAACUGUUUGACCAUACCAGCAAAAGUUGGAAUGGUUCCACAGCCUGCAGAAUAUAGCAUACAUCUAAAAGAUUAGUUUUUCCCUAAAUAAUUACUUUUAUAAUUGGAUAAUCACUUAAAUGGCAAUGGAGAUACAUUUAUUUUGUUUUUCAAUCUCCCUUUUGGAGGGAAGGGAUCAGCUUAAAUUGAGGACUGUUUUUCUUUUGUAUAAAUAUAGUACUUGACUUGAGUCAUGGAGUGUUUGGAUGGAGCCAGUUGCAGAACUUAUAUCAGUGUAUAUGUUUCUUGGGUUACAUGUUUUUUAUGUCUUUUUCUCAUUGGAUGUUGUGAGUCCAGGAUUCCACACUUGUUGGCAGCUAAAUAUACAAGUUCCAAAUGGUUAGGGUGGUUUUUGUACUAUAGAAAAACCAUGGUCCUAUAGCAAGCACCAUUUUGGUUAGAAGGUUAACUGUUAGGGAGGAUAUGUUGAAGAAACGUAGAAGAAAGGAAAUACAUAUACACAAGGAAAACCUAAAAAGAUGAUUAGAUAGAUAGAUAGAUAGAUAGAUAGAUAGAUAGAUAGAUAGAUAGAUAGAUAGAUGAUACUAAUAAAGAAGAUUAUUUGUAGCUUGAGGUUGACAUGAGGGGUCCUUGGUGCUCUCUGAGCUUUUUUGCUUUCUUGCAGACAUUUCAGUAUACAAACCAGGUAACCUCAUCAGAUGCUUAGGUAAUGAAACAUCUGCAAGAAAACAAGCAAGCUCAGAUAGCACAAAGGACCCCUCAGAUAUAUGAUCAUCUAACCUCUAGAUGGAAGCAUAAACCAAUUGCUGAAAGAAGGCUCAAGGGCCAUCUCCACCAAUGGGUUUAUGGUACAAAAAGCAUACGCCCCAGUCUCAAACUUAAUGUGCUAUCCCAGAUCAACCUCAUUAAAUGCAAAAACAAGACACAGGUCUUGAGUACCUUCCAAUUGGGUAACCUGUCAUCCAGUCUUCACCUGCUGGAACUCGGUCUUUACAUAAGGAUUUAGAAACCUAUUCUCUUUUGCAUUUGGCCAUUGCAUCAAGUACCCAUGUGUAGUAUGGCUCACUUUUGGUGGAUGGAAGGUGGGGAGCUGCUUGUAUACAUUAUUACUUUUAAAGCAGUCAGAUUUUUUUGGUUGUUAAUAAAAGUAUAUUUCUACAGUAACAAAUGUAUAUAGAACUGCCAUCCCCAUUGAUUUGAAUUUUUUUAAAGAUUUGGGCUUUAAUCUUUAACCAGUCGAGAUUCUUCCCAAGACAAUCAACAACGCAUAUGAAUUUCAUUAUAUAUAAUUUAGGGCUAGACCUUAGUUUGUUUUCUGUUUCUCUGUGGCAUUCAUUUAUCAACUAGGUCAGUAUACUACAUUUUAAGCAUAUCUGUUUUGGAUGAUUCUUCCAAGCCUUUUUACUGUUUUGAAUUUAUCUCACUUAAUGCACUUCCAUUGUAAGAUUUCCAACUCUAGUUAUUGCCAAGGUCUGUCCAAAACAUGAAAAACAUCUGUGCAAAAAUAUAUAUUUUUAACCUAUAUGGCUAUUUCUAUUUAUUGAAGUUGGUUUACUAGAGUGAAAAUAGUAAGACCAAAUACAAGAAGUAUUUCACAAUCCAAUACUCUGACCUCAUCUGACAUUUUACUUGAAUCACUUCCUGAAACUGGCUUUGUAGUAUGUCCUCCAGAAAAAUUGAAAGUAGGCAGAAUUGACAAAGCAUUUCAUUCAAAUUUCCAAGAGGGUUUAAUGGAAGUUUCUGGGGAAAAACAUUAAUUCUUAUUGCAGAAAAAGUGGCUAUAAAGUGCUUGUCUUAAUGCAGAUCUAAAGAGAGAACAACUCAACUCAAACCCUUAGUUGGCUUAUCUUGCUUAAUUUCUUCCUGUACUGUAGAUGCGUUCAACUAGGAGUGAAAAGUUGCAGUGGAGGAAGGUGAGGCUGUUACCUGACUAAAUCUUGCCUGACUAAACCCCUAAAAGUAUAACCCAGGAAAACAAAAGCUAAUGGGGGAAAACAUAAAUGUGGUAGGAUUUCCUUCUUGGUUUUUAUUUGAUGUCAAAAUAACAUAUCAUUGCAAUUUGCCUCUUAUAUGAGUUUGCAACUACAUGUAGUGCCCCAGCAUCCUUAAAUUGCAGCAUUGAAAUCUGAUAUGUUGGUAGAGAAAUUUUAGCCCAUUUUUGGACAUUUUCUGGAGGUAAAAAUGGGAAUACUUUUUUUCUGGAAACUUCCCACAUCUGCUAGGUCUUUGCAGCAUUCGGGUCCAAUGGCAUUUAGUAGUGAGAAACUCAGCACCUCCAAUCAGAUACAGAGGACCCAUUAGAGGAAAAUGCUAAUUAAUGCACCAUUUGGCCUUUUCUUUCAGAAGAGGCAUUAUAUUAGAUGGAGUUUGUGAGUUAAUAAAUCCAAAGGGACAUCACUGAACAUAGUUGUAGUCAUCAAACUUAUAGUAAUUGGUACUUCUCACAUGGAUAUGGAUCAUGGAAGCAGGACAAGACAUAAGAAAGAAAGGGAUAGAAGAUGUGGAUCCUAUUCCUAUUGCUACUCGUUCCAUAAAGUAUAUGUAGUAUUGUAAUUCCAAGUCUCCUCAUUUCUAUCAGAGACUUUCAACUUGAAGGAAGAUGAACAAGAAAGAAAAACUCUGCUUCCAUAGCUCAAGCAGUCAACAGGAGAAUAAUUUUUUAAGCAUGCAAGUCAUCUUCGAAUAGGUCUAAAUUCUCAAUAUUUUGAUUAAGAGGAAGGGAAACUAUCACAGGAAGAAACUAAAGUGCCUUCUAACCAAAAUAAAAUAAAAUACAAUAGCAGAGUUGGAAGGGACCUUGGAGGUCUUCUAGU
Thamnophis sirtalis is the source of this 5653-nucleotide messenger RNA. Lineage: Eukaryota; Metazoa; Chordata; Lepidosauria; Squamata; Natricidae. The record is from RefSeq and is a predicted model, not a curated record.